UCCGCGAACUCCCUGAUCAAGAUCCAGGGCAACAGGGCGCCGUCCAUCUCGCUGGAGCUCCUGAGCAGUCGGGUGCAGCUGAAAUCGCAGCUGCCGCCGGCACUUGCGUCCGCGGUCGCUGGCAUAGUUGGCGGCACUGAGCUGGAGAACGAGCUGGAGAGAAUCAUAGAGGCCGACCGAGUCGCGUCGGGCGAGAAUGAUGCGUCGGCUGCAGAGGCUGCCGUGCUCGCCGCAGCUGCGAAGACCGCAGACUCUGCUGGCGGCUACGCGAUGUCCAGUGAUGCAGAUUUGAAAGCUGACUUCGCCCCGUCCCUGACGCCGGCCGAGGUUGACGAUGAGCUCAUGCUGAACAGUAUCAUCGGCAAUUGUGCAGUCGGUGCUGGUGAGAGUGGUGCAGUUGCCGGUGGUGGUCUUGAAGAGCUUGUCGAUUCACCGUACGCGAAGUGGCGUGAACAUUAUGAGUCUAGCGUGGCUGCAGUAGUGUACGCGAGAGAUGAUCAGCUCGCAAUUCUUGGCGAGGGCCGUCACAUGUCACUAGUUGUGAAAGCUGAUGGCAUUGAACCUGUGUCGGUGGAUUGGACCUCGGUCGACACCAUGCGCGGGCGAGUCGUUGAGCAAGAUUUGCAUCGCCGCCCAAAGUAUCACCACGGCAAGGAGGAGUCGUUCGACGAUGCACAUAUCAUAUUGCGGUCGGUGGGCAUUCGACUGGCGAAGGUGGCUGGUCCUGGGCCGACGAAGAUCAUGACGUCAG
Messenger RNA from Prorocentrum cordatum, 751 nucleotides. NCBI's taxonomy places the organism in Eukaryota, Dinophyceae, Prorocentrales, Prorocentraceae. The record is from the annotation of a GenBank genome assembly.